This is a messenger RNA of Chanos chanos (milkfish), 1204 nucleotides long. It is a transcript of the gene adprm, whose product is annotated as ADP-ribose/CDP-alcohol diphosphatase, manganese-dependent. The record is from RefSeq and is a predicted model, not a curated record. Gene Ontology annotation, molecular function: ADP-ribose diphosphatase activity; 2',3'-cyclic-nucleotide 2'-phosphodiesterase activity; manganese ion binding. The transcript is spliced from 3 exons. Bases 213 to 1187 code for a protein of 324 amino acids. Lineage: Eukaryota; Metazoa; Chordata; Actinopteri; Gonorynchiformes; Chanidae.
UUUGUGGAGGUGGCAUAAUACAUUUAAGGUAGAAUUUAAUAAAGCUACUUCAAAGGAAAGACUUGCCAUUUAAGACACUCCACCAAACUCUGGCUGCCAUUCAAAACUGUAAGCGGCAUGUCGUCAGGCUAGCAGGCUAUCAAGCUAUUACGAGUUCUUCAAUUUUCAGGUGGGCCAGUGGGACGUUUAAGAACGGAUCUUUGAAGAACGCAAUGGAUAAUAGUGAAAAACCCCUGUUCACCUUUGGGGUAAUUGCCGACAUACAAUAUGCCGACAUAGACGACGGCUACAAUUUCAAACGAACUAGGAAACGAUAUUACAGAAACAGCCUACAACUCUUGCAUAAAGCAACUAAGGAAUGGAGUGCGGAGAGAUUCAAGCCUAACUUCAUUCUACAGCUUGGAGACAUAAUUGACGGGUUUAAUAAAAAGUACGAAGCUUCCGAACGAGCUCUGGAAACCGUUAUCAAAGAAUUCAACGACUAUCCGGCCGUGGUUCAUCACGUGUGGGGUAACCAUGAGUUUUAUAAUUUUAGCAGAACGACACUGCUUUCUUCUGUGCUUAACAGCACAGCCAACACUGACGCAGCCAACAUCAUCAAUACGGACCAGAUUUACGCAUACCAUUUCAGCCCCUCCCCUAAGUUCCGAUUUAUCACACUAGAUGCCUACGACGUGAGUCUAAUUGGAAGAGAGGAAUCAAAUUCGAAGUAUAAUCAAGCAAUGAAACUCCUCCGGGAACACAACAGCAAUGAUGACCUUAACCACCCCCCAGCACCUGCUGGUAUGGAACAGAGGUUUGUAAAAUUCAAUGGAGGAUUCAGUCAGAGCCAACUGGACUGGCUGGAGAAAGUGUUAUGUCUGGCUGAUGAGAGACAGGAAAAAGUGAUAAUCAUCAGUCACCUGCCUGUGCAUCCAGAGUCUACUGAUCCCAUAUGUCUUGCCUGGAACUAUGAUGAAGUGCUUUCCAUUCUACAUUCACACAAGUGUGUGGUAUGUUUCAUGGCUGGACAUGACCAUGAUGGUGGCUAUCAUAGGGAUGCCUCUGGUGUACACCACCUCACACUGGAGGGAGUUAUUGAGACCCCUCCUGACAGUGAUGCCUUUGGUACUGUGUAUGUCUAUGAGGACAGGAUGGUCUUGAAGGGAAAUGGAAGGACACAUAAUAGAACACUUAUGUAUCCAUGAGUACAUUUGUCAUAAAA